This is a messenger RNA of Malania oleifera, 1131 nucleotides long. RefSeq lists its product as uncharacterized. The record is from RefSeq and is a predicted model, not a curated record. NCBI's taxonomy places the organism in Eukaryota, Viridiplantae, Streptophyta, Magnoliopsida, Santalales, Ximeniaceae. The transcript has a single exon. The coding region runs from base 1 to 1131 and encodes 376 amino acids.
AUGCCAGACUUCAAGAAGUUUGACGCGACCACAUGCCCUUGGACUCACCUCCGCAUGUAUUUCCAAUCAAUGGCCGUCUAUGCUGAUAAUGAGAAGUUGAUGAUGCACUGCUUCCGAAGCAGUCUUACCAAAACAGCGGCUAGAUGGUAUAUCCAGCAGAACAGGGCUCAGAUCCGCACAUGGGGUGACUUGGCAGAUGCCUUCGAAGCGCAAUAUCACCACAUCCGGGAAAUGGCUCCGAACAAGAUGUCCUUUUUUGAAAUGAAGAAAAAGCCAACAGAAACUUUCAGGGAGUACGCACACCAUUGGAGGGACGCGGCCACUCAAGUGGAUCCUCUGGUUGGUGACUGUGAAGUAAUAUCAAUGUUCGUAGGCACUUUAAAAGAUAACUACCAUUCACACCUAGUGGGAUCCACCCCCCAUAACUUCAUGGGCAUCGUAGCUGCGGGGGCUAGAGUAGAAGCCGACGUCAAAGCUGGAUGGAGAAAGGUUAACAAUGCCGAUAGUGGCCCAAGCAAGAAAUGGGUUAAAGGUAAGAAGGAAGAAGAGACUCAAAUGAUACAGGGGUUUACCAAGAGCCAAAGGCAGAGAGGUCGAAGCCUAAGACCUGGGGAAAAUUUUUAUAUGGAACCGGUAGUGAAUCAAAUGCUGCAUAUGGGCCCAAGGCCCCAGUUCACGGCCCCCCGACCAAGACCGGCACCGACAAAUAAUCAAGUCCGAGAAAGGGAUAUGCCAAGGAAUUCUAGGAGGAUUGAUCCAAUCCCAAUUCCCUAUGCAGAUUUGUUUCCUCAGCUAUAUGAGAGGGGGAUGGUAACAACCAUACCAGCCAUUCCCAUCACCAAUCCACCCCCUCGAUGGUUCGAUCCCAAAGCCCACUGUGCAUACCAUGCCAAUUCUCCAGGUCACUCCAUCGACCAAUGCUGGGCUUUUAAAUAUAAAGUUCAAUCAUUAAAAGAUGAGGGGUGGCUUGCUUUUGAUGACAAACCAGUAGGCAUCCAAGAAAAUCCUUUGCCAAACCAUGAGGGGGACCAGGUCGGUAUGGUCGAGGCAGGACUCGGAAGGAUGCAAGAGGCAAACUUGGACCGUGUAAGUUUAGACUGGAUAUAUCAUGAGCUCAGGAAGGCAGGCUAG